Molecule: messenger RNA, 628 nt
Organism: Xylona heveae TC161
Lineage: Eukaryota; Fungi; Ascomycota; Xylonomycetes; Xylonales; Xylonaceae
Product: putative cytochrome c oxidase subunit VIa
Exons: 5
Coding region: 75-485 (136 amino acids)
Biological process (GO): mitochondrial electron transport, cytochrome c to oxygen
Cellular component (GO): mitochondrial inner membrane
Molecular function (GO): enzyme regulator activity
Source: RefSeq, a predicted model, not a curated record
AGUGAAAGGAGCUGCACCAUCACUUCACCUCAUCUCCACCCAUAACAGCUCUCAUCCGUCAAUCGUGGCACAUCAUGUUUCCCCAACGCACUCUUCUCCGCGCUUCCCAGCGCGCCGGUCAGCAAUUGCGCGCCCCAGUCAUGCGCUCGACCAUUCAGCGCCGCUUUGAGUCGACCAGCUUCCGCGGCCCCCAGGACAAUGCUUUCAAUCGGGAAAGAGCGGCUGUGAAGCAACACGCCGCUCAAUCGAGCGAGCUCUGGAGAAAGCUCUCAAUCUACGCCACCAUUCCCUGCUUGAUCAUCGCAGGUGUCAAUGCUUACAACCUGUGGAACGAGCACUGGGCGCACUGGGCGCACGAGCCCCCGCUUGAGGAGCGUACCGAGUACCCGUAUCAGAACAUGAGAACCAAGAACUUCUUCUGGGGAGACGGUGAUAAGACCCUGUUCUGGAACGACAAUGUCAACUACCACAAGCGGGACGAGUAGAUACAGUACUGCUGCAGCAAUUGAGGGUUAUUUCGUAUAGUGCGAGUGCGGGGUGUAAUUUCAGAUACAAAUAGUGUAUAUGAGAAAGCAAUUUUGUUGAUUACCUCGUGGAAGUAUAGCAAAUGUGAAUACGAUUGUCAUGC